Molecule: messenger RNA, 336 nt
Organism: Paramecium tetraurelia
Lineage: Eukaryota; Ciliophora; Oligohymenophorea; Peniculida; Parameciidae
Exons: 1
Source: RefSeq, a predicted model, not a curated record
AUGCUUUCAGAGCCUUUUGUUUUACUAAAGAAUUAUCGCUAAUAACAAGAUGCCUUAAAAUUAACAUAAAAGACGAAGUUGAUACCAAUUCAAAAGAAACUAGUUAAGAAAACUCAUGUUCCAAAAUAUUUGACGAAUGAUAAAGAAAGAAACUCAUAAAGGAGUCAAACUCAACCUGAAUAAUCCAUCGAACCUUUGAUUCAAAUGCAAUUAUAUUCAGAUGAUCAAAUAAACGAAGAUUAGUAUUCUCCUCUCUUAUUCAAUGAGUACAAAUUCGCUUUUCAUGACUCAUUUUGUUGGAACAUAAAUCUAUCAGACGAGGCAUUUGAGAUUUGA